AUGCAAGAGCAAACAAAAUUAAUUGAAGAGAAAACCAAGAUAAAUGAAGAUAAAGAAAAGUUGAUUAAAGAAGUUCAACAAUUAGUUGAUGACAAAGCAAAAUUAAUUCAAGAAAAAGAAAAGUUGAUUAAAGAAGUUCAACAAUUAGUUGAAGAAAAAGAAAAGUUGAUUAGAGAAGUUCAACAAUUAGUUGAUGACAAAGCAAAAUUAAUUCAAGAAAAAGAAAAAGCAGUUGAUAAAGAAAAAGAACGUUUAGAAUUGGAUGGAAAAUAUAAAUGUCUUAAGGAAGAAUUAGCGGAAAUGAAAAAAAAAAUGGAUACUGAUCAAAAACAUUCAAGAGUUACAGGAAUGAAAAUGAUUAGUCAACACUUGUGGGGAUACAGCUCAUUAGCAAUUAUGUUACCAAUGUUAUUUUUAAUUGGAAAAUAUUCAUAUAAAAAAUGA
Molecule: messenger RNA, 444 nt
Organism: Rotaria sp. Silwood2
Lineage: Eukaryota; Metazoa; Rotifera; Eurotatoria; Philodinida; Philodinidae
Source: the annotation of a GenBank genome assembly